Molecule: messenger RNA, 2938 nt
Organism: Capsaspora owczarzaki ATCC 30864
Lineage: Eukaryota; Filasterea; Ministeriida; Capsasporidae
Exons: 9
Coding region: 40-2910 (956 amino acids)
Biological process (GO): ribosomal large subunit export from nucleus; protein import into nucleus; mRNA export from nucleus
Cellular component (GO): nuclear pore
Molecular function (GO): protein binding; structural constituent of nuclear pore
Source: RefSeq, a predicted model, not a curated record
GUCCUUUUGACAGGCUUUCAUCACAAAGCAAAAUAGCGAAUGAGUGGCGGUGGAGCUGCAGCUGGAUUGGCGCUGCUGCGCGACCAUGCAAUCUUCACGGGCCUGGUCGCCAACCCGACCACCGACGAGACUCCCGUCAGCGUGCUGCCGAGCGCGAUUGCCGAGCACGACGGGUCGCUGUUCGUCUGGGACGCCGCGAGCCAAGCGCUGCGUGUCGCCAGUCUCAAUGCUGCGAUCUCGCCAUCGGCCACACGGUCGUCCUCCACCCAAGCAGCCGCGGUCCAGCCGACUGCCUCGCAAGCAUCAUCCAUGGCACCGCUGACGGGCUUGGUGACUGGCGCAUCGAGCAGCAGCAGCAGCAGCAGCACCAGCGCAAGCAGCAGCAGCUCAAGUCCGCCGACCAGUGGUGGAGGAUCGUACCAGAUUCUUGCGGCGCUCAAACCGCCAUCCUUCCACGUCCACUCGAUCUCGGUCAAUGCGCCCGGAACGCACGCGCUGCUGUAUGGCGACCAUGGUAUUGCCGUCAUGGAGCUGCCAACCAAGUCUGGUGGCCAGUUCCUGCGGUUUCCGUCGGGCGCAUAUGCUGGCGCCAACGCGCCGUCGGUGCUGCCGAACGGAUCCAGCGUCGUUCCUGACAAUCGUGUGUUUUGCAUUGGCGAAAAGUUUUUCAACAGCCACCGCUCCGUCGCUGUUCGGGAGGUGAAGUGGCACCCGCUGAGUGGUGAUCAGCUGCAUAUCAUGGUUCUUUCGACCGAUAAUCGAUUACGGUUGUACGAUCUUCGGCAGCCCGCUGUGGAAGAGCUGCUUGUUACCCUGCGAGAUCCUAGUGCCGAUGAUGAUGUAUCACUCGAUUCUGCGACGCGAUCGACGCGCAAGGCGGGCUUGAAUGCGAACGGGGACUUUUCCUCGCGCUCCUUCUUGGGCUUGUCCAAUUUCAACAUUGUUUCGUUUGAUUUUGGGCCUCAAGAUGGUUGGGGUUAUUUUACCAUCUUUUGUCUUGCAAGUGAUGGAACUGUCUUCAGCCUGUGUCCGGUCGUGCCGAAACAAUGUCUCUUGCCACGGACGACCGUCUCCGUGCUAUUGGCCACCGUGCGGUUGCGGCUCGAGCAAUUCCUGGAACAAAGCAACGACCGCGAAAUGUCGCCUGGAGAAGCAAUGUAUCGGCUUCAGAUUGAUUGGCUCGAGUGCUUGCUUGCACGCGGAGUCCCCAUGCUGUCGCACCUGCUCGGCCCGAACGAGUCGAAGGAUUUGGGCGGAUUGUCGUUCGACGACAAGCAAGACAGUGUCCUGAACCAUCUUGAGCAGCUCUACGUGUUUUCAGCGCCUGGCAACGAAUGCACGGCUGCACGAAGCAGCCUGCUUUUGCAGGGCCCCUUCUUGAGGCAACAGUCGCAUGGCUCUGAUAACUUUGGCAUCGAGGACGACGCUUGCUCGCUUGCAUGCCUCAAGUCGUUACCGACCACGCUGGUGGUCGCUCACGACCGUGGCCAUCUUUUGUCGUGUAUUCUCGAGGACGACCUUGAGGCGCAAUGGGCCAUUGAUGCCUUUGGUGACUUUGAGGACACGAUGCAUCUCAUUCGAAACCCCAGCUUGCGUGUCUACGAGCGAGUUGAUUUGUUCACGGCUCAGCAACGGUCGGCUCUGCUCGACGCUGCCGCAAACGUUCGAGGGCAGCAAACCCAGAGCACGCCGCAUCCGGCUCGAACACCUGGCUCUGGUCGAACUCCGUCACUUCCCGCACCUGCGUCGGCGCGGUUGACUGGUAUCAAUCGCUCGGCGCUGCUGCAAGUCCGAAUGGUGCUCGAUCCGCUCCGGCCGCAUCGACUCGUUGUGUACCAUGCGCUUGGAUUGCAUCGGCUGAUGUUCCAUUGGCACGAAGCGAUGGCAAGCUACCUGAACGACGAUUCCGAGCAGCCCGACACGAUUGACUUGGCUCCAACGGCAGUUCACCAAGUGAUUAAUACCUGGGGAUUGCCAGCGCCAGGAUCGCUUCCUUCUCCUGUGAUUGGCGUCAGCAUUGUCUCUGUGCCAUCGGUCGGGGACUUGCUGGUCGCUUUGACCAGCCAACCAGACGACGCAGACCCGACUUUGGCAUCCAGCUUAGCGCCUCGGGCGUUUGUAGAAGGCGUUGUCGUCCGCCAGCUGGUGACCGAACAGCUGCGCUUGUCGUCGUCGGCGCAACUGGCGCUCCCUUCAAGCAAAACCAUCACCCCCUCCAAGACUCUUGCGCCCGUUCGUGACGGCUCGGCGCGGUCUAUUGCCGACGAAAUCCGCGAACUCCUUCAGGGCAAGGCCAGCGUUCGCCUUCCAACCUUUGCUGGUACGAAAGGCGCUGGUGUCACUGAAGACUCGCUCAAGUUCUUGAUCGAAGCUUUCGAACAACUCGAGCACGGCUAUUUGAAGGAUAUUGAGCGCGCCAAAGAAAAAAUUCAACACCAUGCCCAAAGCUUGGAGGUCAAGCAGAAGCACCAAGACACGGAAAUUAGCAAGCUGAAGGAGCAAAUUGAGCAAACACGCCAGGCAGCCAAAAAGAGCGUUGCCAAUUGUGCCCAGUUGCUCGACGAGCAAAAACACAUCUCGACGAAAUUCAAUGCCAUCCUUGAAAUUGUCUCGCUGACUUCUCCAGUGCUGUCCGAGGAAGAGCAACAGUACACGGCUGAUCUCGAAGGCUUGCAGUCCACUCUGACGCAGAUGCAAGCCCGUAUGAAUGAUGCCAAGGCGCGAGUGCAAGCUCUCGUUCAAAGCCGUGCAUCAGAAACCGAGGCGGCAGUACAAGUGGCGGCCGACUUGGAAGUGAAUCAAGACAUUCAAGACCGAAUCAAGCCCGUUCUGGCCCAGACGAACUUGGACAUCAAGGAAGCUCAACGAAAGCUCAACUCACUUCAAAACCAAGCACAGCGGUGGUUGUAGUGACUUUGAAGCUUUAGUAUGAAAACAU